This is a messenger RNA of Closterium sp. NIES-67, 1389 nucleotides long. NCBI's taxonomy places the organism in Eukaryota, Viridiplantae, Streptophyta, Zygnematophyceae, Desmidiales, Closteriaceae. The record is from the annotation of a GenBank genome assembly.
UGUGCAUUUCAGCCCGGGGAUCGCCUCGCAUUCCACCCAUUUCCGCGCGUAGCACCGCGUCCUCCGCAGAUCGCCGCCGCACCCACCCACCGCUGCUCGCGACACCGAUCGCACUCGCAGCUCACCGCGUCGCCAUGCCGCCCGCCGCCCCUCCUCGCCCCGCCUCGCCCGCCGCCGCCACGGCCGUCGCGAGCGUGACGCCGCACCGGGUGGCCCUCGCGCUGCUGCUGCGCCUCCUCGCGGGCCCGCCGCCCCCCGCCGUGCCCGCGCUGCCCGACCAUCCCCACGCGCACGAUGCUCGCGCGCAGGCCCCGCUGCCCCGCCGCGUGCGGCAGCGACUGGCGCUCUUCCUGCUGCGCGAGGCCAAGGCAGCACACUCGUGGCACGAGCCCCCUCUGAGCGCGCUGCUGCUGCGAUUGGCGGCUGACGUGGCGGCGGGAGAGGGGGGUGCGGAGGAGGGGAAAGGCGAGGGCGAGGGGGCGAGCGGGGGGGUGGGGCGGCAGCUGGUGCGGCAGCUGCAGGCGCUGCAGUCGCCCGAUGACCUCUUCUCCCUCGCCGCCUCCCUGCGCUCGUGUGUGGGUGGCAGCAGCGGCCCCUCGUCCCAGCAGGCAGGCGUGCCGGUGGCCGCUGGCAGUGCGCUCGGCCUCUUCCUGCGCUCGCUGCUGCUCGCCCUGCACCACCUGCCCUUCCAGGGCGUGUGCCAUGUGCUGGGCGCCAUCCACGGCUACCUGCACCAGUGGGCGGGCCGCAGGGGCAUGCAGGCACACAGCCGGGAGAUGGGGAGCGAGGCAGCAGAGGGGGAUUCAGAGUGGAGGGAGGAAGGGGAGGAGGUGUGGCGGGAUGGCGGGGAGGCCAUGGAGGUGGACUGGGAGGGCGACAGCCACUGCAUGCUCGCAUCACCGGGUGCUUCCUCGCGGCCGCUGUCGUUCGACACCAUCACGCAUCGCAGCAGGGGGCCCCAGGGGAGCGCGCAGAGGCAACAAGCCAGACGGGUGGGCGGCAGGGCCGCAGCAGAGGGGGCGGCUUGGCUCAGCGGGGGGAGGAGGGAGGGGGAUGAUGCAGUGCAGGCGGACGGGAGAGAUGGGGGCGUGUGGGGGGGAGGAGGAGGAAGGAGGAGCAGUGGAGGGAUGGUGGGGGUGGAGGCAGAGGCAGGGGAAGAGGGGCGGGAGAGUGAGGAGGGGCGAGGGGGAGGAGGCGGCACGCAGAAGCGGUAUCUUCGGGAGGCGGGGCGCCUGGCGGAGUACCUGGAUGCGCGCAUGGAGGCGGCCACCAGGCUGGGCGCAGCAGCAGCAAGCCCGAGGACCAGUGAAGGGGGCAUGCUGGCGCCAUGGGUGGUGCGCUGCCAGACGACGUGAGCGCCAUGGCGUAUGCGCACGACCUGCCGCCCAA